Xenopus laevis (African clawed frog) is the source of this 966-nucleotide messenger RNA. RefSeq names its product olfactory receptor class A-like protein 1. Bases 1 to 966 code for a protein of 321 amino acids. The transcript has a single exon. The record is from RefSeq and is a predicted model, not a curated record. NCBI's taxonomy places the organism in Eukaryota, Metazoa, Chordata, Amphibia, Anura, Pipidae.
AUGGAUCCAUAUACUCUUCUGAAGGCUAUUGGUUUCCUUCUUUUAGUAAUAAUUGGGAUUCCAGGAAAUGUCUUCAUUAUGAUGCAAUUCACCUACUUGAAGAUAACUGAGAAGAAACUACUUCCAACUAAUUUCAUAUUGAUGGUGCUAGCUCUAGUGAAUCUGCUUGUGAUCCUUUCUCGUAUCAUUCCGCAGUCAAUUAAUGCAUUAGGAGUUGAGGAAUUGUUGGAUGACACAGAGUGCAAAUUUGUCAUCUUCACCUACAGAGUAAAUAGGGCCAUGUCUAUAUGUGUCACCAGUUUUCUUAGUUGUUACCAGUGCAUACUUAUUGCUCCAAAUACAAAGAUAUGGAUGUAUUUAAAACAUAAAGUUACCCAAAAUGUAGUGGCUAUUAUUUUAUUUUUCUGGAUAAUUAAUAUUGCUAUAUACCCUUAUGUCUUUUUUAGUUCCCAUGCACGAAGAAAUCAAACAACAUCCCCCUAUACUCUCCAUUUAGUUUACUGUGAUUCGGAUUUCUUGAACUACAUGGCAUAUAUAGUCAAUGGGUCAAUUUAUUCUCUUCGUGAUUUUAUCUUUGUUGGGCCGAUGGCUUUGGCAAGUAGUUAUAUUGUAUUUAUAUUGCUUAGUCAUGAAAAAUCAGUCAAAGGAAUACGGAGCUCAGACAGAACGCAGAGGAGAUCUGUAGAAUACAGAGCUUCUAAAGCUGUUAUCUUGUUGGUCGCAUUGUAUGUACUGCUUUAUGGUUUGGAUAACUGUAUGUGGAUCUACACUUUGACUUUGUCCAAUGUGACUACCAAUAUGGGUGAAAUUAGAAUUUUCUUAGCUUCCUCAUAUGCAAGUCUAAGCCCUAUAGUAAUAAUAAUUACUAACCCAAAACUUCAGCAGAACUUGCUCACAUGCAGUAAAAAGAGGCAUUGUCAGGGUGAUUUUAAAACUGGAGGAUAUGUUUAUGCAAUAAGCAAAUAG